This is a messenger RNA of Myotis myotis, 8614 nucleotides long. It is a transcript of the gene ZGRF1, whose product is annotated as zinc finger GRF-type containing 1. The record is from RefSeq and is a predicted model, not a curated record. Gene Ontology annotation, biological process: double-strand break repair. Bases 1184 to 7606 code for a protein of 2140 amino acids. The transcript is spliced from 27 exons. Gene Ontology annotation, cellular component: site of double-strand break; nucleus. Lineage: Eukaryota; Metazoa; Chordata; Mammalia; Chiroptera; Vespertilionidae. Gene Ontology annotation, molecular function: zinc ion binding; helicase activity.
UUGAUUGGCUCCCUAGUGGGGAUGGAGCCCGCAACCCAGCACAUGCCCUUGGCCGGCAUCGAACCUGGGACCUCCCACGCCCCACAGGGGGGGAUCUAGCCCGCAGCCCGGGCUCGUGCCUGACCAGGAGCCACGCCGGCUGGGCUGUUCCUGUUACAUUUUAUUGUAAUUACUGCUCAUCACUCCACGGCACUGAGCAUUCCUUGAGGUUAGGGAUGGUGUUUUGUGCAUUUGAGUCUGGCACCUGGGAAGAGCUAAGUAAAUGUAUCUAAUGUAUAAGUAACACGCAGGUGGUCUGUUUUACACGUGUGAACGAGAAAUGGAACCCAGAAUUGCAGAUCGCAGCCUUACUGAGCCCUCCCAGGGCUUCUCGGGCGGUGCUCAGACUCCAGCAUCACUCACCCCCCCAGGGCUCCUCGAAAGACUGUGGGGCCCUGACCCCACCUCCUGUGUAGUAAGUCUUGGUGGAACCAAGGAUUUUAAUUUCUGACUAGUUUCCAGCUGAUGCUGAUGGCCCAGGGGUCAUGGCUUGCAGCCAAGGCUUUAGGGAACAUAUAAUUUUAUUUUAUCGUCUCUAUUUACUUCUUCGCCAGCAAUGGCUUUAGAUUUCCAAAUUUGCCCGCAAUAACAGCUUUAUCCAGCGGCCUGGGAUAAUUACAGAACCCGUUGCCACGACAUUGAAAAGAUCUUUUCCUUGCAGAGGAAUUAUGUAGAUCCGACUGUACGAUGUAAAAGGAAAAAUGUAAAAAACAGGGGGGCCCUCUUGUGACCAUAGCAAUUCAGAAGCCAAGAAUCCAAGCUCCUUCCAGCAGGGACCCAGCCUGGGGCAGGCAUCAUUUCUGGUAGGUGGUGCGGCACUGGGAGAGCUGGUGCCGACUGCUAAUCAUCACACACCCUGCUUCCUUCCUCUUACCCGACACCUCCCUUUCCCACGGCGGCGUCACUGACCGGGCGGGUCCCAGUGCCGGGUAACUUGGCUGCACCUGUUCCCCUUGGUAGUUACAGCGUCGUAGAGCUCUGAUUCCUCUCUCGGGGCGAGAGUUCGUGAGAAGAUUGUAUUUGUUACUUAUUCAUUUCGUCAGGGUUGAGUAUUCUUUGUCAUUUUUCAAUUUAGGUGUUCUAAAUGGUUGAAUAACCACUGAUUAUUUCUGGACCUGACUGGUUUAUAACUUCAGAAGGAACCAUGGGAAGCCAAGAAUUUAUUGUACUGUAUACUCAUCAAAAGGCGAAGAAGUCAAAAGUGUGGCAAGAUGGAACUUUGAAGAUCGCUCACCUAGGAAACAAAGCGAUUUUAUAUGAUGACAAAGGAGAACGCUUGGAGAGCUUAUUUCUGACCCGCCUUGAGGUAAAGCCUGGAGACGGCUUAGAAAGUGAGCGGUACUUAAUCACAGUGGAGGAGGCUAGAGCUGCUGGGAGCACCGCUGCCAGCCAGGAGGACAUUCAGGAGGCACGAGGGUCCCGUCCACCGCGGGCCAUGCCCUGCGGCCGGUCCCUCGGGUGUCAGCCCGCCGGUUUGAAAAGGAAGUUUCCUGGUUUUCAAGGACCACGGCAAGUGCCAAAGAAAAUGGUUAUUAUGGAAAAUGGCGAGUCAGCCGCGUCACUUGAGGCUGCAGCCCCUGGCCCUGCUCUCCUCGCUCCGUUCUCGAGCACGCCUCCUCUGUUUGCUGCUGCUGGCAGGAAAGAAGUCAGCAGCGUGCCAGCAGACCUCAGGAACAUUGUCGUCCGCCAGGACGGGAGGAGUGGCCCGCCGGGCUUUCCCGUCGGCUCUGCCCCCUCCUCCAGGAGUAACCCCGAGAGGCUGAGGGAGGAGGGCCAUCUUUGCUCGCCUGUCAGUUCUGCAGUCAAGGCCGCCGUUUCUUUCCUGCCUGACGAGCCCACGAAAGGACAUCGCUGGGCACCUCGCUGUUUAGGAGUCACACAAAACAUCAGGAGCAAAGCACAGAUCCUAGCUCUUCUGAAGUCCACGCCAGCCAGUGUGUCUGAGGAAGUGGAUGCUGAGAUGUCAGCCCAUGUCCCUCGAGCACAACCACAAGGAAGCUUACACAUUCCCACUACACCAAAGUGCUUCGUUGAACAGGGAGCGUGUGCUGCGGGGAGAACAGAGAGCUUACAGUGCCGGCGACCCCCAGAAAGCCCCGCGAGCAGGGACAGCCGGUGGGCUGUGUACUUAUCCCCACAGCCUUCGCCUGCUCGUUCUUCUGCUGUAGCUGGAGAUGAGCUGGAAAGGGAGCCCCAGGCUCAGGGAGAUGACCUCAGUUUAAAUCUGAGAGACUUUUUGGAACAAAAAAGGAUCCAGUUAUUCGAAACGGGUGCUGAAAAUGUGGAAAAGUUUAAUGGAGACAAGCUGGUAGACAAUGCCGAUUCAUCCUGGGAUCGGGAGGUAAAAUUAGAAAUUCCUUCAUUCGGUGAAAGCUUAUCCGUUACCUGUGGCGAUUUGGGAAAGGAUGGCUUAGUGUCAGGGUCCGACAUGCAAGGAAGUAUUCCAAUGCCCGUUAAUCGGAAUGACCAGGUGUGCGUAAGAGGAUCCGUUCCUACAGAAAAUGCUCAGGAGACAGAUACCUGUGGGACGCCAGAAAGGGCGUGUAAACAAGCAGAGUCUCACCUGCCGGCAUCUGAGCGUCUGCAGUUUGAAUCUUCACUGAGUGACAACUCUCAGAUCUCUGAAGCCGUCACUGACAUGUUUUCUAGGACGAAUACUGACAGUGAAAGUUUUAGUAUUCAUGGACCUGUGAGUCAUGUGACACAGCCAGUUUUGGAGGUAAAUUUUAAUCUGAACAAUUUUGAAACCAGUGACACGGAAGAGGAACUCCAGGAAAGCAACAAAAUGUCCCAGGACCCAGAGGAUUGGGAAAGGGAGGCCUUGGCUGAUGCCUGCAGUUCAGGGGUUCAGAGGCGAUGUGAGGGUGUGCCCUGUGAGGAGGGUGGCGGUGCACCCUUGCCUCUCUUAACGCCUAUUGGGGGUAAACCUAUAGAGCCGUUUCCUCCCCCAGAGACCCUGCCGCCACAGCUUUGUGGGACAGCUGCACCCACUGGGGAUGAAGCCGCGGGGUGCAGUGCCUGCACUGUAGGGUGGACCGGUGAUGUGGAUGCAGGUAAGGAAGCUGCCAAUAGCCCUACCCACAAAGUCAGAAGUGACUGUGAUUUUGCUUCACUCCCAGAUAAAUCUAAAGGCAUAAAUUCAAAUUUAUAUAUUCCUCAUUUUUUAGACAUAGACACUAAUCAGACUCCUGAAAGCAACCUAUUUUCAGAACAGACACCACCUCGGCCUUUUUUUAUGGGAUGUGACUUAGAUACAAACGAUGAACAGGUUUUACCGUCAGCCUCUGGCAGUGACGACAGUCACCAACGAUUAAAUGCCAGUCAGAGUCACCUUGACGAAUGUAUUGCUCUUGAUAAAUCAGCCCCCCAAGUUUCCAGUUCUUUGUUUUACCCUCUGGGGGGAAAGCAUCCUGUUUCCAGAGACACAGGAGCACAUAUUGCUGAAUCUGAAGAUUUGGGAGGGAUUCCGAGUUUAUCCCAUGACCAUGUUGAAGUAGAUGCUGCUGGAGCAAGCAGACAGUCCUGGAAUCGUCCUAGGAAUUCUCCAGAACUCUCUGGAUUAGUAAACAGUAUUUCCCUUUUAAAGUCACUGUCUGAACACAGUACAGCUUUAGAAGGCUUGGAAAUGCUGAGAAAGAAGAGUCCUGCCUUGAAACAACAAGCAGCCCCGGAGACGCAGCCCGAGAGCAGCCCUGAAGAAUCACUGGGCUUUGUCUCUUCAGCCGGGAAGCCGUUGACUGUCGUCGUUUCGCCAGCCGGUCCUCCGUUUCCUCCUCUGAGCCAGGAUUCCCAACUGUGUUGUGCUCCCAGGACAAUGAGAGAAAAUGACCAAGUGGACCCAGGUGGACCAGCGCAGUCUCUGCCGUUCCUUUCCUUGGGAAGUGAAGAAGAGACCGUCUUUCCAGCUGUUACUCCUACACAAAUAGAGAGAACCACCUGGGACCCUCAGCCUGUUGAGUUCCAAGGGCACCAAGUGCAGGGGUCGGCGACCAGCGCUGUGAUGGUCCGAGGGCACUGCCCGCCGCUGGGCUGUAGCCAGCUCCCGGGUCGCCCCGCGCACAACAGCUCCACGGCCGACGCCUGUGCUUGGGCGGCCAAGCUGCCUUGCGCUUGUGCGCAAGUUGACUUCUUGCAGGUGCCCCCGCCCGCACAGGAGGGCUCAGCACCAAGCCCCGCGGCCGCCUUCUCUCUGGGCUCACACGACGAGGCCUUCCUGCUAGAAGUCCCCGAGGGGGCCCUGCCAGCAAGACCGUCACCAGGUGGCCUUCCCUUCCUCCUCUUGCAAGGAAUGGAAAGGUUCAGUUCCCUGGAGAGCCAGCACCUUCCGAGGCUGCCUUCGUCCAGCAGAGCCCGAGCUGCGCUCGUGACUGCGCCCCCAGUGGAUGCGCCCCCCGACGGAGACCCUGGGCCCUGGGCCGCCGCCUGGGGCUGGCAGCCGGCUCCCGGCUCCCCCGGUUCUCCCCUGUUCAGCCUGUGUGAGGAGCCAGCCGUUCUCCCUCCCAGCCCUGGGCCUGAGGACCAGAGUGAAACCCUUUUGUGUCAAGUGUCCAUGGAGGCGACCCCAGGGCGUGUUUCACUUCAUGGAAUGUCUGCUCGAAGCAAGUGGCUGAAAUACCAAAACACGCCCCCGUGCGCCUUGCCGACUCCCGGCCCACCUGAGGCAGGUGCCACCGAGGACGGCUUCCCUGCGGCGGCCAUGGGGCUGUGCGGUGGUGACGCAGGCGAGAGACGCAGCGAUGCUGGGGACAGCUCCGCAGGCCCCACGCCUCUGCAGAGGGUGAGAGGCCAGCUCCAGCGGCAGCAGCAGGGCGUCGGCACGCGGGACUUUGUUUGUGGAAGGAAAGCGCUGUCUUUGAGGCUGGAGUCUGCAUCCGAGGCUGAGGACGCUCGGGAUGUGUGGGAAGAGUCUGCGUGUGCGACAGGCGUGCAGGAGAUAAACGUCUCUGAGCUGUGCUUCCCCAGUGGGCGGGAGAUAAUAUCUGCUCCUCUUCCCCGAAGGCAGACGCGCGUGCCCGCUGUCUUCCAGUCUCCUGCUCACUACAAGCAGGUCUUCACCUCCUGUCUCGUAGAGCAUCUGAACAUUCUGCUGUGCGGGCUGGCACAGAGGCUGCGCAAAGCGCUCUCCGCAGUCGACCUGUCAUUUUACACAUCGUCCCUCGGAGCGGGAGGGGGCGCCGCAGGAAGCAGGGUGCCGUCCUGCCGCCACCAGCGGCCCGCAAAGCUCGUCAUGGUGAAGAAGGAGGGGCCCAACAAGGGCCGUCUCUUCUACGCCUGUGACGCGCCCAGAGCGGACAGGUGUAACUUUUUUAAGUGGCUUGAAGAGGUGGCCCCAGGACACGUCACACAGGCGGACUCUCCGCCCGCCCUGGUGUUAAGUGACGUGAAGAGCAUCGGCGUGUACCUGAGAAGCCAGAGCGUCCCCGUCUACGAGGAGUGCCAGCUCUCGGUGAGAAAAGGAUUUGAUUUUCAAAGAAAACAGUAUGGCAAACUAAAGAAGUAUACGACCGCACACCCUGAAUUGUAUCCUGAACCUAAAAGCAAACUGUAUCUCAAGCUGAGUCGGAAGGAAAGUUCUUCGGCUUAUAGCAAAGACGAUCUGUGGGUGGUCUCCAAAACCCUGGACUUCGAGCUGGACACGUUCAUCGCCUGCAGCGCGUUCUUCGGGCCGUCGUCCGCCAACGAGGUGGAGCUGCUCCCUCUGAAAGGCUACUUCCCCUCCCGGUGGCCCACGGACACGGUCGUCCACGCCCUGUGGGUCUGCAAUGCUAGCACGGAGCUGACCACCCUGAAAAACAUGCGGGAGCACUUCAGCCCCGCGACCCUGCCUCUGACGCAGCACCUGUUGGCCAUGCCUUCGUCAGCUGCAGUCAGCAGUAAGAGUGUGGAUAAGAGAAGAUUCGUCCCGCCCGCCUUCUCCAAUACCCACACGCACUGUGAGCUGCCCGGCCCAGGAGCAGCCCUGCAGUUAGCCAGCGCCUUCAUCCAGGCCCACCAGCUGAACGAGGACCAGGCUUCCGCUCUCGCCCAGAUAGCACGCAUGGUGGCGGCGCGCGGGCCUGCCGAGGCGGGGCAGGGGCUGCCCGCCUGCCCCCUCCCCAUCACCAUCGUCCACGGAGUUUUUGGAGCAGGAAAGAGCUACUUGCUGGCAGUGGUGAUUCUGUUUCUGGUGCAGCUGUUUGAAAAGAGUGACGCUCCCGCAGCGGGACGUGCACGGCCGUGGAAAGUGCUGGUUUCUUCUUCCACUAACGUGGCUGUGGACAGAGUCCUCCUCGGGCUCCUCAGUCUUGGAUUUGACAAGUUUGUCAGAGUUGGGAGUGUUAGGAAGAUCGCCAAGCCGGUCUUACCUUACAGCUUGCAUGCUGGCUCAGAAAAUGCCAGUGAGCAAUUGAAAGAACUCCAGGCGCUGAUGAAAGAAGACCUGACUCCCAUGGAAAGAGUCUAUGUGAGGAGAAGCAUCGAGCAGCAUAAACUGGGGACCAAUAGGACGCUCCUGGGGCAGGUCCGCGUGGUGGGCGCCACCUGCGCGGCCUGCCCGUUCCCCUGCAUGGCCGGCCUGCGGUUCCCCGUGGUGGUGCUGGACGAGAGCAGCCAGAUGACCGAGCCCGCCUCCCUCCUCCCCAUCGCCAGGUUUGAGUGUGAAAAGCUGGUUCUCGUUGGGGAUCCCAAGCAGCUUCCCCCCACGAUCCAGGGAUCGGAGGCGGCUCACGGGAACGGGCUGGAGCAGACUCUGUUCGAUCGACUCUGCUUGAUGGGUCACAAGCCAGUUCUGCUGAGAACCCAGUACCGCUGUCACCCGGCCAUCGCCGCUGUGGCUAACGGCCUGUUUUACGGAGGUGGCCUGAGGAACGGCGUCUCGGAGGCCGAGAGGGGCCCGCUGCUCACCUGGCUGCCCACCCUGUGCUUCUACAAUGUCCCGGGGCAGGAGCAGAUGGAAGGAGGUAACAGCUUUCAUAAUGAGGCGGAAGCCGCUUUCACCCUGACGCUGAUUCGAGCUCUGGUUGCAGGUGGAAUCCCAGGCACCAUGAUCGGGGUGAUAACGCUGUACAAGUCCCAGCUGGGCAAGCUGUGCCACCUGCUCGGGGCCGUGGACCUGGACCGCCCGCAGCUCGCGGCCGUGCAGGUGUCCACCGUGGACGCCUUCCAGGGGGCCGAGAAGGAGGUGGUCGUGCUGUCCUGUGUGCGCACCAGGCAGGUGGGCUUCAUCGACUCAGAGCAGCGCGUGAACGUGGCCCUGACCCGUGGGAGGCGGCACCUGCUGAUCGUGGGGCACCUGGCUUGUCUGCGGAGGAGCCGGCUGUGGGGCCGCGUGAUCCAGCACUGCCAAGGCAGGGAGGACGGGCUGCAGCAGGCCAGCCGGUGCGAGCCGUGGCUGCGGCGGCUCCUGGAGGAGCGCGCGGAGAAACUCGCGGGAGAAAAGCAGAAGAAAGCCAGUGGGAGAGACGGCUGUGAAGAUGCGUCUCCUUCGCCUGGGAACGGACCUGUGCAGGGCCUCAGUGUCCGGGACGCAGGCCCGCCUCGCGCCCACGUGCCUUUUUAUUCCCCCAAACCCGUUCUCACAGAAGACUAAGGCUACUUAAGUCACAUUAGAUAGAUGCCCAUAAAUACUCUUCAAAAGUAUAUGUUACUUAGGCUAAGAUGCUGAAGGUGAUAGAAAAGCUUAUAAUAAAAUUUUUCUAAGAAUUUGCUUAAAAAAUAGUGUUACACGGGGCAGGGGAAGCCUCAGGGCUUUUCGAUGUUGCUUCAGAAGUGAGCGAAUCUCUCAGGCUCACCUGUUAGAACACAUACCUGGUUCUGCCAGCACCCGCCCGGGUGACGCUCCGCCAGCCUGACCCGUCGCCUGCCACGCGGUCAGCAAGCAGGGCUCUCGACGAAGCAUGUCUGUCCCCGAGGAGAAGCGGCCAGGCCGGGCCAUGCGCGCCCCUGGGGUGGACAGUAAGGAAGGAGCGAAUGGCUGCCUUGGGUUCACUUCCUUCUAGCCUUUCCCUCAGCAUUUAUUUGCCCAAUAGUUAUUGGUGUAGAUGGUAUAUAAUGGGUUUUAAAAAUAUUUAUUACAGAAAUUCAUCUGCUUGUGGAAAACCAUUGCUAACUUGGUGCCUCCACCCUUUUCUGUGCUUAUGUUCUAUGUGUGUGUGUGUGUGUGUAAAUGAAACAGUUUGCCAUGGUUUUUAGACACUAUUACAAGGGAACAGUGAUUAGUCCUACAUGGAAAAUGGCGAGGGCUGGAUGGUACUUAUGCCAGUGAUGUCCGUACCGAUUUAAAGACGUCUGUGGCCCGGGUCGCUCAGAGUUCAUUUUAUCUACUUAUUAUUUAUUUAUUUAUUUACUUGCUUAUGCUAAUCCUCACCAGAGUAUCACUUGCUCCAUGACUUUUAGAGAAAGGGGAAGGGAGACGAGUGAGAGGACAUGGGUGUGAGAGACACAUCGGUUGGUUGCCUCCUGCAUGCGCCCUGACCAGGGCCAGGGAUUGAGCCUGCAACUGAGGUCCAUGCCGUUGACGGAAUCGAACCCAGUCCACAGGCCAACGCUCUAUCCAUGGAGCCACACCAGCGAGGGCUAUUUUUUUAAUUUUUGGUAA